Talaromyces proteolyticus is the source of this 2385-nucleotide messenger RNA. RefSeq names its product putative RNA polymerase II CTD phosphatase Fcp1. The coding region runs from base 1 to 2385 and encodes 794 amino acids. Gene Ontology annotation, molecular function: RNA polymerase II CTD heptapeptide repeat phosphatase activity. The record is from RefSeq and is a predicted model, not a curated record. NCBI's taxonomy places the organism in Eukaryota, Fungi, Ascomycota, Eurotiomycetes, Eurotiales, Trichocomaceae. Gene Ontology annotation, cellular component: nucleus. The transcript is spliced from 6 exons.
AUGCUUUUGCAAUUACCGCCCACGCUUCAUUACCCGAUCACCGUGACAUCGCUGCUAAAGCGACCGGGCGAUUUGGUUGAGCGGGGUGAUCAUUUAUUCUGGUAUGUCUACAAGACUACGGUUAUCGAAGGGGACGGGCUCGGCAAUGACGUCGAGGUUGAGAAGGAGUUCCCGAUCAAAUUCGAAUCGAAUGUCGAUGGGGAGAUAGUAAGGUGGAAGAUUUCCAAAGGAGAUAUUAUCGAUGAGCCUGUCAAUGUACUCGAAAUUGACGAGCCAUGCGCCCACGAAGUUCAGUUUGGGGGGAUGUGUGCAGAAUGCGGGAAAGAUAUGACUGCUGCGACGUAUAAUACCGAUGUUAUGGACUCUAUGCGUGCGCCGAUUCAGAUGACUCACGACAAUACAGCGCUGACAGUCAGUCAAAGAGAAGCAACGCGAGUAGAAGAGGAUGCAAAACGUCGACUUUUGGCUUCAAGACGCCUGUCCUUAGUAGUCGACCUGGAUCAAACGAUUAUACAUGCUACGGUGGACCCGACUGUAGGAGAGUGGAAGGAAGACAAGAACAACCCUAAUCAUGGCGCUGUCAAAGACGUUCGCGCUUUUCAGUUGACGGAUGAUGGGCCCGGGAUGCGAGGCUGUUGGUAUUAUAUCAAGCUCCGACCCGGCCUGGAGAGUUUCCUACAGAAUAUUUCUGAAAUUUAUGAGCUGCACAUCUACACCAUGGGUACGAGGGCAUACGCACAAAAUAUCGCGAACAUUAUCGACCCUGAGCGAAAACUGUUUGGCGACCGAAUUCUCAGUCGUGACGAGAGCGGUAGUUUGACUGCAAAAAAUCUACAGCGCCUUUUCCCGGUUGACACUAAGAUGGUCGUUAUCAUCGAUGACAGAGGCGACGUUUGGAAAUGGAACCCCAACUUGAUUAAAGUGUCACCUUAUGACUUUUUUGUCGGUAUUGGAGAUAUCAAUUCGAGCUUUUUGCCUAAAAAACAAGACUUAACGCCUGGCCCGGCUACGAAGGCUAAGCGCGAAAAGCCUCAUCAACCACCUUCCACAGAACAUCAUGUAAAUGGAUUGACCCAAGCCAAAGACGGCGAGAAUGAGGUGUCGGCACUGGAGCAACUUGUUACUAUGGGCGGAGGAGAUAACCCAGCAAUGCUUCAGGAACAAACUACACAACAAGAAGAAACCAUUAUGCAUCAAGUAGAGGAUCGGCCAUUGCUGCAAAAGCAAAAGGAACUGGAUGCAGAAGAUGAUGCCUCUGAGUCACAAGCAGGUGCUGACAGUGAGUCAUCAUUUUCGAGUGUGGAUGACACCCAGGAGUCGCAACGACCAAGGCAUCAUCUGCUCGAAGACCGCGACACCGAAUUAUUUCACCUGCAAGACAGAUUGGAGAGGGUGCAUCGGGAAUUUUUCGAAGAGUAUGAUCGUCGCCGCAAUAAGGCUGUUGGAGGAAGAGUUUCUGCUCUGCGGGGGGACAGAAUCCCUAGGGAUAAAGAUGUUGACUUGAAACUAUUGCCUGACAUCAAAAUAGUCAUGCCACAGAUCAAACGUAAGGUUCUUGGAGGUGUUGUCAUAGUGUUUUCCGGCGUGUUACCGUUAGGAACUGAUACACAGAAUGCCGAUAUCUCUCUAUGGGCUAAAAGUUUUGGAGCCGUCAUCUCAACUAGGAUUGGGUCCAGAACAACACACCUGGUGGCUGGGCGAAACCGCACAGCCAAGGUUCGCGAGGCGACAAGAUACCUAAAGAUUAAGAUCGUCACAACGCAAUGGUUAUUGGAUAGUCUGACACAAUGGAAAAAGGUGGAUGAGGAACCUUAUUUGGUGCCAGUCCACCCAGAAGAUCGUGGUGAUCCUGUGCUGGGCAGUUCCCCCGGAUCUAAACUGGAAAGCCCCUGGCUUUCUUCGUCAGAAGACGACACAGGUAUUAUCAGCAGACGCGAUAUAGAAAUUCCCAGGUCUUCCGGGACGAAUGAAUAUUCACCAAUUGGCUAUGAUGCAGACGAACAGGCAGCGGUACACGAUGAGCUGAGGGAGUUCUUAGGUAGCGACAAUGAAAGUGACACGGACGCAAGUGAAAUCGAAUCAGUAAUGGGUGCUGAAUCCAAGAAGCGCAAGCGAGAGGGCGGUGAGGAUACCGAUGACGGCGCCUCCGAGGGCACUGAUUCUCGAGUUCCACAGCGUCUCAAGGUGUCUGGCGCUGGACGCAGCACCAGCGCUGGAGAAGGCGGGAAUGAAGAGAAAGAGACAUGGACGGGCAGUCAGCAGCGCGAUGAUGGCGACGAUGAUGCCAAUGUGGACAAUCCAGAUGACGACGAGGACGAGUUGGAGCGAGAAAUGCUCGCUGCUUUUGAAGACGGCGAAUACGAUGAAUCUGGAGGUGAUAAUUAG